This is a messenger RNA of Phascolarctos cinereus (koala), 2494 nucleotides long. Lineage: Eukaryota; Metazoa; Chordata; Mammalia; Diprotodontia; Phascolarctidae. The record is from RefSeq and is a predicted model, not a curated record.
GAACAAUUACUGGCUUCCAUACACCAAUAUGAACAAAAUAGCUUCAAGUAUUUUUUGAGAAAAUUCUUCAUAUGAAUAUCACCCCUAGGAGAAUCAUGAGAGUGAGAUCACUGGCUCUAUGAAGAGGAAGUUAUAUGGAGUUCCUACACCACAGAAUUCCACUUUGCUUAUAAUUCAAUGUCCCAUCUACAUUGGAGCAGCAUUCCUGCAUUCUGAAAGCACCAACAGCAUCCCAUCUAUCUAGCCAUACCAAUUCACUUUGGUAUAAAAGGCAAAAGCAUCCACACAAACUAGAGGAGUGGGGAGAAAUUAACUGCAAGAUCUAUGGCUGGGAAAAGACAGCAGGACCAAAGAAGUCAUGGAGGGCAUCACAAACAUGCCCAUUUUCAGGGGGUGCACAGAGUUUAAAGCUGGAAAAAAGGACCCCAAGACUGACCAUGGGAACAUAUGGCCCCUGAAAUCCGCCCAGCACCAAGUCUGACUUGAGCAGGCAGGAGCCUUGAAUGUUGUGAUCAGGCUGCGAAUCCUGGGAGACAAGCUCUGCCUCCUGAGACCCCAGGGGCCUGGGUGUGGGACAGAGCGGGGAGCAGCAAGGAGCCAGAAUGGGCCCCGAGUUCCUCACCGGCAGGCUCCCCCAGGCACAGAUUGAUUUGUUUCAGGAAUCAGUGACCUUCAAGGAUGUGGCUGUGGACUUCACCUGGGAGGAGUGGGGCUACCUGGACACUUCCCAGAAGGAGCUUUACUGGGAGGUGAUGCUGGAGAACUACAGGAACCUGGUCAGCCUGGGCCUUGCAGAUUCCAAUGUGAACAUGAUCUCUCAGCUGGAGUCAGGGGAAGCACAGGGGAUUCCAGUGGAUAGUGUCCUAACAAGCUGCUGGCCAGAUGGGGACAGGAGACCUCAGACCAAGGAGACAGCUCCAAAGUUGAGUAUUUCUAUGGAAGCCUUAUCCCAGCAAAAGCCCUUGUGGGAUGACCCAUGCAUCUCCAAGAUGAGAAAAGCCUGGGAGUAUUGUGGCAGGUUAAAGAAAGAGCAGAACAACGAGGCAAAACUUUCUAGGCAAGGAAAAAUAAUCCAAUCAGAAACUGCUGAUGUAGUCAGAGGCUCUGAAAACAGUAAAUAUCACCAAACCGUGAGCCCAGAGCCAUAUCACGGAGUAUCUGUAGUAAUGGAUCUCCAUAAGAGAAGGAGCUUGGAGUCAGACCAAAGACAAAGUAAUCAAAUCCAUUCACAGAAGAAAUAUUCUGAGAUUAACAAAUGUCAGAAAACUUUUGGUUAUGAUUUGAACCAAAUUCAGAAACAUGGAAUUCAUGCUGAAGAGCAACUCUGUGAAAGUGGGAAUUCUUUCCUCCCAAAUAAUCAACUCGCUUUACCCCAGCGAACUCAUCCAGGAAAAAAGUGUUCUGGGUUGACUAAAUGUGGGAAGACAUCCUGUCAGAAGGCAGAUGGUUCUCAACAGGCCUCUAUCAGGAAUCCAGACAAAUCUUAUAAAUGCGGUGAAUGUGGAAAGGUCUUCUGGCAGAAGAGAAAUCUUACACAGCACUACAGAAUUCAUACGGGACAAAGACCCUUCCAAUGCAGUGACUGUGGAAAGGCCUUCCACCACAGGACAGAUCUUACAAGACAUUACACAAUUCAUACUGGAGAAAAACCUUUUAAAUGUAGUGAUUGUGGGAAAGCCUUUCCCCUGAGCACAACACUGACUCGACAUCAGAGAAUUCACACUGGAGAGAGACCCUAUGAAUGUAAUGAAUGCGGAAAGAAAUUCCUACAAAGCUCUACCCUUUCUAAGCACCACAAAACGCAUACAGGAAUAAGACCUCAUCAGUGCAGUGUGUGUGGGAAGGCAUUCUCUCAGAAGUCUGACCUUACCAAGCACAGUAGUAUUCAUACUGGAGAGAAACCAUAUGAAUGCACGGAAUGUGGAAACUUCUUCCGCCAGAAGUCAGAUCUUAUACAACACUUCAGCAUUCAUACUGGAGAGAAACCAUUUAAAUGCAGUGAGUGUGGGAAAGGCUUUAUCUGGAAUACGGCACUGACUCGACACCAGAGAGGUCAUACAGGAAUAAAGCCUCAUCAGUGCAGUGAUUGUGGGAAGGCCUUCUCUGAGAAGUCAGAUCUUACACAACACUGGCAAAUUCAUACUGGAGAGAAACCUUUUAAGUGCAGUGACUGUGGGAAAGCCUUUUUCUGGAGCGCAACACUGACUCGACAUCAGAGAACUCACACUGGAGAGAAACCCUAUGGAUGUAAUGCAUGUGGAAAGGCCUUCACCCAGAAUUCACACCUUUCAUUACAUAAGAGAAUACAUACCAGAGAGAAAUCUUAAGAAUGUGAUUAAUGCAGGAAGGUUUCCCCCAGAUCAGAGCACAUAGAACUCAUGAUGGAGAGAAACCUCAUUAACUUAAUCACUGAAGCAGAACACUCUGGUGGGCUGAUCUGGAUUAAAAUGAAAUUGGGGAAUAUUUUUAAAAAAUAAAACCACAAUAAAACAUA